AUGUCUUAUUAUCCAUUUCACAACUUUUCUGAAGAUUUUGAUGAAGGGUUCGGAAUAGUGGAUAGCACAAUGAGUAGAGCUCGUAGACCCCAAACGAACAGGAAUAGUAAUAUCCAAGGGGGAUUGAUAAGGCCUGGAAACAAUGAUUCCAUGGUAGUUCCUCGUUACGGCCCUUCGGAUUUAGAUAAUUGGUUUGAUACUGACAUCCCUUUAGUUCCUAUGGGUUUCGGUAGCACCCGAAACUUAACUGUUCCUAUUGACAUUUUAGACCAUGAUAAUAAUUAUGAAAUUAAAGUCAAUAUUCCGGGGGUUAGGCAAAAGAAAAACAUUAGCUUGGAAUAUAAUAAGAACAAAAACCAGUUCUCAAUCAGUGGAGAAAUCCCACCAAUUAUCACAGAAGAAAGAAGUGGGAAUGUUAGAGUCCAAGAACGUGCAUCUGGUAAGUUCAGGCGUUCUGUCACUUUGCCUGAAUAUCCUAAAAUAAAUGUAGAACAGGCUAAAGCAGAUUACACAAGUGGUAUCUUAACUUUAGAGGUUCCUAAGGUUAAACCAAGCGAUGCCGAUAAGGAACAAGUUCGUAGAAUCGAAAUUGUCUCAGAUCAAGAUUGGGAGAAAUAA
Messenger RNA from Naumovozyma dairenensis CBS 421, 618 nucleotides. Its product is annotated as Hsp20/alpha crystallin family protein. Bases 1 to 618 code for a protein of 205 amino acids. Lineage: Eukaryota; Fungi; Ascomycota; Saccharomycetes; Saccharomycetales; Saccharomycetaceae. Gene Ontology annotation, biological process: response to heat; protein folding; protein complex oligomerization. The transcript has a single exon. The record is from RefSeq and is a predicted model, not a curated record.